Mesocricetus auratus (golden hamster) is the source of this 531-nucleotide messenger RNA. It is a transcript of the gene Snrpe, whose product is annotated as small nuclear ribonucleoprotein polypeptide E. The transcript is spliced from 5 exons. The record is from RefSeq and is a predicted model, not a curated record. Gene Ontology annotation, molecular function: RNA binding. Lineage: Eukaryota; Metazoa; Chordata; Mammalia; Rodentia; Cricetidae. The coding region runs from base 93 to 371 and encodes 92 amino acids. Gene Ontology annotation, cellular component: U5 snRNP; U1 snRNP; U4 snRNP. Gene Ontology annotation, biological process: spliceosomal snRNP assembly; mRNA splicing, via spliceosome.
ACGACCACAGGCACUUCCGUUUCCAGGUCUUACUUCCGGAAGUCGCUUUCUGAGGCGGCCUUCCUACUCGUGUGGUCUUUGUGACUUCCACCAUGGCGUACCGCGGCCAGGGCCAGAAGGUGCAGAAGGUGAUGGUGCAGCCCAUCAACCUCAUCUUCAGAUACUUGCAAAAUAGGUCUCGGAUUCAGGUGUGGCUAUAUGAGCAAGUGAAUAUGCGGAUAGAGGGUUGUAUUAUUGGCUUUGAUGAAUACAUGAACCUCGUAUUAGAUGAUGCAGAAGAGAUUCACUCUAAAACUAAGUCAAGGAAACAACUGGGUCGGAUCAUGCUGAAAGGAGACAAUAUUACUCUGCUCCAAAGUGUUUCCAACUAGAAACUCAGGCACUCAGAAAUUGAAGAGAAAGUACAGUGUUUUUAAAGGUGUAUUCUGCUGGGAGCACAGUCCAAAACAUUUAUUCAUAUUGUUUUAGUGGCCCUUAUGUUAUUAUCAGGUGACAAUAAAUACUGUGAGGUUGUUUUUGUUACAAUUUUAA